ACGAUCUAUCGUUUUGGACCGAAAAUCGCGAUCUCAGACAACACGAUUUUGGGAUCGUCAAAGCUGCGGUUUUUGCUUGGUGUAUAUUAAUAAUAAUAAUUUCGUCAAUAAUUUCACAUGAAUGCCCAAGGCUCUGUGUCAGCUACCGAUCAGAAAGCUGCAGGCUGCGCGUGACCAGAUCACGUGUUCGCCACCCAAGUCAGUGUGUAGCUUGUCAUUCAAUUUCAAGCAUACUUCCCCACUGACCAUACCGGGGAGAAUAUUGCCAUGGGGUUGAAGGAGUGCUUGGCCAACUGGGGUCUAAAAGAAGAGGCCCAGACGUGCAUAAUAACAGACAACGCUUCAAAUAUGGUCAAAGCAAUGGGACUUAACCAAUGGACCAGACUGCAGUGCUUCGGACACAGGCUGCAUCUUGCAAUUGAAAAUGCUGUCAAAGAUGAGCAAAGAAUCAAACGGGCCACAGGACUUUGCAAGCAGCUGGUUGCGGUCUUCACUCACAGCUGGAAGAAGAAGGCGGCACUAAAACAGGCACAGCAAGACUUGAACCUACCUCAACAGUCACUGGUCACUGAAUGUCCGACACGAUGGGGCUCCGGGCAGAAAAUGAUUGGGAGGGUGUUGGAGCAGAGCAAGGCACUGUGCCAGGUUCUGUCUGAAGACAGGAAGACGCGGCACCUGGUCCUCACUUGGCAAGACACAGAUGUCCUUGAAUCUGUAAACAAUGACCUCGGUCCUCUUCAGGAGUUCACAGACGCCCUCUCAGGUGAGGACUACGUAAGCGUGUCAUACCUGAAGCCAGUGCUCCAUCUCCUCAGAACAGCAACGCUUGCUGAAACUGACCAGGACACGAAUCUCACCAAGGAGAUCAAAUCAAGAGCUCUCCACUACAUUGAAGAGAAAUACAGCGACCCAGUGACACAGGAGCUCUUGGACAUCACAUCCUUCCUUGAUCCAAGAUUCAAGAAGAGCUACAUAAGUGAAGAGAAUGUCCCAUACAUCAAAGACAGAGUGAAGAUGGAAAUGGAACAGGUGGCACAAAAGGAGCAGAGGGCUUGUGUCACAACCCAUCCCAUGCCCCUGAGUGCAGAAGAAGAACCACCAUCCACCUCUACAAAGCGAAAGCGGUCACUGGGCAGCUUUUUCAAGACCAAGGCGGUCCCUGCUUCCUCUACUGUGCAGUUGGAGGAUACCAUUAAAGCAGAACUGGACAACUACCUCAUAACUCCUACCAUUGAUGGAGAGCAAGAUCCACUGGCCUGGUGGAGAGUGCACAAUGUCAACUUCCCAUGGCUUAGCAAGUUGGCUCGUAAGUACCUUUGCAUACCAGCAAUGAGUGCACCAUCAGAGAGACUGUUCAGUGCCAGUGGCAAUAUUGUCACAUGUCAGCGUGCAAGUCUGAAGCCAGCAAAGGUUGACAUGUUGGUUUUCUUGGCCAAAAAUCUCUGAAGGGAUGAAGGGGAAGAUUUAUUGAUUUUUGUUGUUGUUCUUCUGCACCUUACCCUGACAUGUCUUUGUUCCAUUAAAAAAGGUGUUCACUCUUUUUUACUUAUCUUUUGUUUACAGACUAGAUGUUAAAUAAUGUAACCAGUUGGACAUCUUUUGUUGAUGAGGAAAAUGUAUUUUUUUAAUUAUUAUUAUUAUUUAGUUUUACUACCUUUACAUUUCACUUCCUCUUGCCACUUUAUUUGAAGAAGAAGCACAGGUUUCUGGAUACACGGGUUGAAUAUCUGUAACUGCUGCUGAUGUUGAGGUUCAUAAGCUAGCUCCUUUGAGCCAUUUUGCACUACUUUUAAGGUAAGACUUCUUUUUUUGCUCCACUUUGUUGUUACACUGAAACUUGUUUAAAUAAAAAAAAUCGUGGAGAAAUCGAAAUCGCAAUCUCUGCCAGAAAAAUCGCAAUUUCAAU
This is a messenger RNA of Eleginops maclovinus (Patagonian blennie), 1906 nucleotides long. Its product is annotated as E3 SUMO-protein ligase ZBED1-like. The coding region runs from base 268 to 1446 and encodes 392 amino acids. The transcript is spliced from 3 exons. Gene Ontology annotation, molecular function: protein dimerization activity. The record is from RefSeq and is a predicted model, not a curated record. NCBI's taxonomy places the organism in Eukaryota, Metazoa, Chordata, Actinopteri, Perciformes, Eleginopidae.